GGCUGAGAUGUAGCUCAGUGUGAAGAUCCUGGGUUUAAUCCCCAGUAUCGAAAAAAAAAAUCGAUUCCCAUUCCCACUCACCCUGUGCAGGGAUUAAGGAGCAAUCCGGUGCUGAGUACUACUAAAUGGAGCCUGGAGCCUUGGAACAGGGGUGCUAGGGACGGUGCCUCUGCCCGAGGCGGUGAUGAGAGCAGGCUCUAAACGGGCUGUGGAAGCCUGGAGAUCUCAGGCGGAGAGGGCGGGGCUUUCCUGCACACGCAGGAAGACCACGUGUGAAAACAAAGGGGUGUGCAAAGCCGGGUACACGUGCACAGCUACAAAUAGGGAGGGAAGGCGCGGGCUUGGGCAACGGCGACUUUUCCUGCUUCUCUCCUGUCAAGGUCUGCCCUUCCCUCGAGCAGACCAACACUGUCUUGCCGCCAGUUUUCGACCGAAAACGAUUUCCAAGUUCGCCCAUCCGACAUUACUUUGUACAAGCAAAUACAUGGAGGCCGCAUAGAAUGAGACGACCAGUCUCGGGCUGCAGCGUCGGGCAACACUGGGGUAGCGACGGCCAGUCCGAGGUUCUCUGCCUUGCUCCCUCCCAGCCGCAGAGCAUCUGCUCUACUCUCAUCCCCGCACCUCGGUGGGGUCGUCUUCGAGCGGACUACAUCUCCCACAAUGCCUUGGUCCCUGCCUCCCUCCCGCCGUCCGGCGGGGUGCUGUCUUCGCCAAUAGCAAACUAGAGAUUCUAGAGGACGUUCUUAGAAGCCAAUGAGCGCGGUGGUGGGCGGGGUCCUCUCGUCCAUUGUUCUCGGUGCCCCAAGGGCUUGAGCUGAGGACUUCUUGUUGAGAUUGAGAUUGAGAAGGUGUCUUCUCUGAAAGCUUGGCUGGAGAAGUCAAGGCUCAAGGCCUGCAGCCUGAGUGAUUGUCCAUGAAGGUGCAUGAUGGCUGCAGAGGUGCCAGUAGUGAGUGCUCCCCUGAGCCCUUUGGUCCAGGUGCCUCCAGAGGAAGAAGACCAAGAGGAGGAGGCGGCCACCACUGUGGUCCUGGAGGAUGACUCCUGGGUGCAGGAGGCCGUGCUGCAGGAGGACGGCCCUGAAUCCGAACUCUCUGCCCAGGGUGCCGGCAAGGGCAGCCCACAGGAGGAGCCCGCAGCUGGGGGACCACGGAGUGCACUCGGCCGCCUCCGAGAACUCUGUCGACGCUGGCUGAGGCCAGAGGUCCACACAAAGGAGCAGAUGUUGACCAUGCUGCCAAAGGAAAUACAGGCCUGGCUGCAAGAGCAUCGGCCCGAGAGCAGCGAGGAGGCGGAGGCCCUGGUGGAAGACUUGACCCAGACCCUUCGCGAUGGUGAUUUUGAGAUACAGAGACAGAAUGGGGAGAACCCUAGUCCGGACCUGUUUGAGAUGCUCUCGGGAAUCCCCAAGGGAAGUGGCGCGCAGCUGUCUGACGGGGACAGUGACUCCGAGAGAGACUGCAGCCUGCAGGGGCCCCGGGGAGCCGCCACCAGUGAGGAUGCUGGGGAGGCGCCAGCCCAGGGCGGGGAGCUCGGCCAGCUCAUAGGCCUUCAGGGCACCUACCUGGGUGAGAAGCCCUACGAGUGUCCCCAGUGCGGAAAGACCUUCAGCCGGAAGUCCCACCUGGUCACGCACGAGCGGACCCACACCGGGGAGAAGUACUACAAGUGCGAUGAGUGCGGCAAGAGCUUCAGUGACGGCUCCAACUUCAUCCGCCACCAGACGACGCACACCGGGGAGAAGCCCUACAAGUGCAGGGACUGUGGGAAGAGCUUCAGCCGCAGCGCCAACCUCGUCACCCACCAGCGCAUCCACACGGGCGAGAAGCCCUUCCAGUGCGUCCAGUGCGGCAAGAGCUUCAGCCGCAGCCCCAACCUCAUUGCGCACCAGCGCACGCACACGGGCGAGAAGCCCUACUCGUGCCCCGAGUGCGGCAAGAGCUUCAGCAACCGCUCCAGCCUCAACACGCACCAGGGCAUCCACACGGGGGAGAAGCCCUACGUGUGCAAGGAGUGCGGCGAGCGCUUCAGCUACAACUCCAACCUGAUCCGCCACCAGCGCAUCCACACGGGCGAGAAGCCCUACGAGUGCCCGGACUGCGGGCAGCGCUUCAGCCAGAGCUCGGCGCUCAUCACGCACCGCAGGACGCACACGGGCGAGAAGCCCUACCAGUGCAGCGAGUGUGGCAAGAGCUUCACCCGCAGCUCCAACCUGGCCACGCACCGCAGGACCCACCUGGUGGAGAAGCCGUACAAGUGUGGGGUGUGCGGCAAGAGCUUCAGCCAGAGCUCCAGCCUCAUCGCGCACCAGGGCAUGCACACGGGCGAGAAGCCCUACGAGUGCCUGACGUGCGGCGAGAGCUUCAGCUGGAGCUCCAACCUCAUCAAGCACCAGCGCGUGCACACGGGCGAGAAGCCCUACGCGUGCGGCGAGUGCGGCAAGAGCUUCAGCCAGCGCUCGCAGCUCGUGGUGCACCAGCGCACGCACACCGGCGAGAAGCCCUACCCGUGCCUCAUGUGUGGCAAGAGCUUCAGCCGCGGCUCCAUCCUGCUCAUGCACCAGCGCGCGCACCUGGGGGACAAGCCCUACCGCUGCCCCGAGUGCGGCAAGGGCUUCAGCUGGAACUCGGUGCUCAUCAUCCACCAGCGCAUCCACACGGGCGAGAAGCCCUACAAGUGUCCCGCGUGCGGCAAGGGCUUCAGCAACAGCUCCAACUUCAUCACGCACCAGAGGACUCACGUGAAAGAGAAACUGUACUGACGCGGCCGGGCUCAGGGAGGGGAGCCAGAGCCAGGGGCCGCACUCCCGCUCGUUCUGAACGGAGGCAGUUACGCUGCCGGGCUGGGACCUUGCUUGGCGGGAGUCAGGCCCCUACCAUGUAGGAAUAGCAGGGGCUGGCAGGUUGGGAAGUUGGGUCCUUCUCUGUCACGUUCACGAUGUGGCUGGCCGCUCUCCUGAUUCUCCCUGGUAAUGCUGCUCCAUGUGGACUGGGUCCUCGGAGAAACACUGGGCAGCCAUUCUGGUUCUGGUUGUUCAGCUGCCACAGCCAGCCUGAUCGGGCCGAGGUCCCUCUAACCCGGCCUCCGGGCUCUGGCGUCUAGGGCAUGGGUCCGGGUGUGGGCGUUCUGUGAUCCUGUCAUCCACAUGACGGGGAGGCCCUUUUCCAUCUCGCGAAUGUGUCCGGCACAGAAGCAGGAGGGACGGGGCCUGCCAAGACUGGCGGUCUGCAGGCUCAUUCCUGUUCUUCCCGUGAGGGGCGCCAUAUGCAGUGAGAGGUCUGCGAGCCCAGCUGCCCACUGUGCUGGGUGGGGCUCCUGUCAGCAAGGUGACACCGCCCUGCAUGCUGCCCUCUCGGCUCUGCACAUUGUGUACUCCUCCUCGUUUCUGUGUCUUUAUUUUAUAUAUGCAGGUCUAGGUGUUUGUUCGGGAACUUUAGAAUACCAAGAACAGGAUUUUUUAAGGAAGUGCUGACUUUGAGGGCAGACAUCAGAUCUCCUGGAGAGCUCUGGGCUUGAGUGAGGAGUUUGUCCUAGAUUCCCGUGUCAUCUUGGCUGCUCCCAGGACUUUGUUCUUGGGAUGCGGAGCCAUGAGACAGUGAAGUCAGGGACUGACAGCAGGUGGUGGGUUGGUUAGAUGGGAAGAGGUGAGCAGAUGGGUAUCCUGGAAAUGUGAAGCUGCUUUCUACUUGUGGGGCCUGGGCUCGGGCGCCUUGUUCUUACGGGAUGGAAGCUCCACACUGCCUAAUAAAAUAGACUCCCAUGCUUUCCCA
This is a messenger RNA of Chinchilla lanigera (long-tailed chinchilla), 3768 nucleotides long. RefSeq names its product zinc finger and SCAN domain containing 2 (gene Zscan2). Lineage: Eukaryota; Metazoa; Chordata; Mammalia; Rodentia; Chinchillidae. Bases 924 to 2759 code for a protein of 611 amino acids. Gene Ontology annotation, molecular function: DNA-binding transcription factor activity, RNA polymerase II-specific; RNA polymerase II cis-regulatory region sequence-specific DNA binding. The transcript is spliced from 3 exons. Gene Ontology annotation, biological process: regulation of transcription by RNA polymerase II. The record is from RefSeq and is a predicted model, not a curated record.